UAAUUCUCUCCUUCCCACAUGUGAAUGCAGGCAACCCAAUGAAGGAAAUUAAGGGAAAAUAAAACACAGAUGAAACACAAGAUACGAUUAAGGCUUCCAUCCAUAUUGUUCAUCAGCGAUAUACGAAUAUAUGAAUCACAAAUAAUAUUCACUGUUUCUAUCUUCUCCUGUUUCAGUCAUGUACUCGCUGACGCUUCACCCUCCACUCCCCAAUCACCGGAAACAUUUCAGUCAAGAACAAACCAGAGUUUCUUUUACCGUCGAGUUGCAGCAACCCAAAACCCAUUUCGAACCUAUGAAGUUUAAUGCUAAAGCUUUCAUGAUCUCAUGGAGCUCAUUUUAGAGACUCAGUUAAAUAUCAUGUACAAUCAGAGAUAUUAUGAGAAAACCCAAAGUAAGAUCAAAAACCCAGAAAUUCUAAAAACACACCAAAUGAAUAUCAAAUAACCGAGACGCGAUUAUGAGGCUUACGAGAGAGAUCGUUAUAAGGAGAUGACAAGAAAAAACCAUCACACCUUUUUAAUGGCAAUACAAAAAUACCCUGCUUCCAAGGUACAAAUUUGAGUAUGUGUGUGUUUUUUUUGAGGAAGAGGCUGAUCGAUCAGGUGAAGAACAAGAGAGAGAAGUGGGCCAUAUAUUUAUUAUUAAUAAAAAUUUAAAUUAAUAUAAACAAACAUAAAAAAAAUGUAUCAUAAUAUAUUUUAGUGUUUUUAGUUUUUGAAAAUACCAAAACCAAAUGCAAAAGUUAUGGUGGUUUGAACCUUUAGCUUCAAAAAUACAUAUCAAAGAGACUAUUUUUUGCAGUUUUUUCUAAAAAUAAUAAAAUAGUUUUUUUUGAACAAAAUCAUAAAAACUAAAUAAAUAAAUUACAUUAUUGGUAAAGUCCAAACCAUUUACAAGACGAUUUAACGUGACAUAAUAUAAAAUAAUGAAAAAUACAAAGGAUAAUGAAGUUUCCUUAUUACUAAAAAGUGGAAAAAACUUUGCAUCUUUGUCGUAUUUUUCUAUGUUUCCAUCAAUCAUCAUAUAAAUACAAAAUCAAAUGACGAACUUAGUCAGUUUGAAAUUUGUAUAGAAAAACAGUGGUCUUGCAUUCGUAAACACGUAUCAAAAAAGUUAAUAUUAUUAUAAUAUAUAAUGGAAAUCAUAAUAAAAUAUAAAUAUUUGAUUACUUUUUAGAGGAGUUAAUUAAGUUUGAAUGUUUUUUUAUAAUCAAAGAAGCAAUACCUAAAUCUAAAAUCUAAACCAUUAAGAUUAUGUAAAAAAUGUAUUGAAUAAAUUGUCUCAACAAAAGCAUGUCCUUCUGCCUCUUAAUUAUUAUUAUGCCCAUAGAAAUAUCAAAAAUAAAAUAAAAACUUAAAUACCUAUUAUGCAAAAAGAAAAAGAUACGUGUGAAAUUAUUAAAAUAAAUUAAAGGGUUAUUUUCCCGUCAAACCAAGACACCUAAACUCCAGGUGUUUUGAUGAUAAAGGCACCAUAGUUUACUAUUUUUUACAGGUGAAAAAUCAAAUCAGGCUGGUUAUUUGAGCACGGAAACUUAUCUGGACUUAAUGUUUUAUUUUCUACCAGCGAUCAUUGUUAGCAAAAUGAAGCAGUUUCAAGCUUUCCAUUUACUCAUCUUGAUUUCAUUAACAGAAGCUCUUGAUUACGCCAAGCCAGGAUGCAAAGAUACAUGUGGGAAUGUCAGGAUUCCAUACCCUUUCGGAAUUGGACGAAAUUGUUCUCUGAACGAAUGGUACACUCUUGACUGUAACUUCUCUACACCAUAUCUUUCUGCACUCAACAACAUGGAGGUGUUGAAUAUAAACUUGGAACAACAAACGAUCACUGUUAAUGUCUCCAAGAUCUCUAAUUGCCAGAACCCAGUAUGGAAUAGCAGUCAUAUUCUAAGAGCCAACCCUGGUAGUGGUGGGAAUCCCUUCCUAUUUGCCAAAUUGCAUAACAUAUUCGUGGUUGAGGGAUGUGGCAACGCUUUCAUGAUCCGUGACCAUGGGUCGGCUGUUGUCACGGGAUGUUCAGCUACUUGCCACAAUAACACUGUUAGUGAUGUAAACAACUGCUUUGGCAUCGGUUGUUGCCAAACAAUCAUCCCUUAUGAUCUUAAGUCAUUCAGCUUGGAUCUUACAGACAUGGAAACACAGAAAGGAGUUUGUGGGUUUGCCUACUUAGUUGAUAAGAAUUCAUACGUUCAAGGAAGUAGCUUUUCUGACCAAUCCACUUUUGUUCCCAUAUCACUUUUGUGGACUCUGGCUGACCAUGACUACGAUCAAUUACCAGGUUGUUCGCAAUCAGUACGUACAAGAACCGUAUUUGAUCUAGGUUACAAUACAUCCGCAGAGUCUAUUAGGUGUGAGUGUGGUGCAACAUAUGAAGGAAACCCUUAUUUAGAGGGUGGAUGCAAAGAACAUGAAGAAUGUGUGAAGUGUCGUCGUACUGGGGGUAAUUGCAUCUUUGACCCAGUAUAUAAUGUUGACUUGAAACUGAUCUGGAAUGUUACUUGUCUUUCUAACGAAACAAAUCGUAGCCAUGGUUUUAGAAGCAGCAAAACGUCACUAGGUGUUAUACUAGGUGUUAGCAUAAGUAUGGGACUGGUUUUUUCAACAAUGCUCGUCUAUGCAUUGUAUAAAGUAAUCAAGAAAACUAAAUCCAAGCGGCUGAAAGAAAGGUUUUUUAAACGCAAUGGUGGUCUACUUCUUAAGCAACAACAAGCAACCAAUAUUCAUUUAGUUGACAAAACCAUACUUUUCAGCUCCAACGAGUUGGAGAAGGCAACUAACCAUUUUAAUGAGAACAGAAUUCUUGGUCGAGGAGGUCAAGGUACAGUGUACAAAGGCAUGUUAACCGAUGGAAGGAUUGUAGCAAUCAAGAAAUCAAAGAUGGUUGAUGAAAGCCAACUACAACAAUUCAUUAAUGAGGUAGUCAUUCUUUCACAAGUCAAUCAUAGAAACGUGGUCAAACUACUUGGAUGUUGCUUAGAGACUGAGGUUCCACUGCUUGUCUCCGAGUUCAUCUCGAAUGAUGUUGCAGGAGCACUUGCUUACUUACAUUCAUCAACCUCCUUUCCGAUAUACCAUAGGGACAUCAAAACCACAAAUAUACUCUUAGAUGAAAAGUAUAGAGCAAAAAUUUCAGACUUUGGAACUUCAAGGCUUGUAUCGAUAGAUCAAACUCAUUUGACUACCUUAGUCAAAGGGACAUUUGGUUAUUUGGAUCCAGAGUACUUCCAAUCGAGCCAGUUCACCGAAAAAAGUGAUGUCUAUAGUUUUGGAGUAGUUUUGUUGGAACUAUUAACAAGAGAAAAGCCAAUCAUCUUCACUAGCUCUGGUGAAAAUAAAAGUUUAACAACACACUUUUUGUUAGCCAUGGAAGAAGGUCGUGUGAUGUCUAUUUUUGAUGCAAUAGUUGUUAAGGAGGGUUCUAGGACCGAACUGUUGACCAUAGCUAACUUGGUAAUGCGAUGCUUAAAUAUGAAUGGUAAAAAUAGGCCAACAAUGAAAGAAGUUUUCGUUGAGUUAGAAGGCAUUCGGUUGUCACAUGUUCCUUCUAAGGUCCAAACUAAUUUUGGACAUGCAAAAUACUAUGAAGAGUUCCCACUAGCGUAUGGUGAGUCAACAUCGACAACAACCACAUUUGAUGAAUCACUGUAA
Messenger RNA from Lactuca virosa, 3647 nucleotides. The record is from the annotation of a GenBank genome assembly. Lineage: Eukaryota; Viridiplantae; Streptophyta; Magnoliopsida; Asterales; Asteraceae.